Paramecium tetraurelia is the source of this 918-nucleotide messenger RNA. RefSeq lists its product as uncharacterized. Gene Ontology annotation, molecular function: ubiquitin protein ligase activity. The record is from RefSeq and is a predicted model, not a curated record. NCBI's taxonomy places the organism in Eukaryota, Ciliophora, Oligohymenophorea, Peniculida, Parameciidae. The transcript is spliced from 2 exons. Gene Ontology annotation, biological process: protein ubiquitination.
AUGUCAACAAAUUUAACAAAUAAUGAGAAUCAUCACUAGGAAUUGGUGUCGGAUCAAUAAUAAGAAAAUAUACAUUAAGCUAGAUAAAUAUAAUUUUAAGAGGCUUUAGAGCAAAGUUUGAGAAGCUAUGUGCAAUAUACUGAAUAGCAAAAUCAACUUCGAUUUAUUUAUGUCUUAAUAAUAGUGCUAGCUAUAUAUUAAAUAGUAGAAGUCAUUCUAUGUAUAAUCUCUCUUUGUUUAAUCUAGAGAAGCCAAUAAUUAUUCUACAUUAGCAUAAUCUAAUUAUCAAUUAAUGGAAUUUCUUUAAUACCCUCUUUAUAUUAUUUAAAACUAUUUCAUUAAAAUGAAAUUGAAUAUUUAGAAGGAUUGCUAUGGUUUUAAUAUGAUAUAGAAUAAAGGCCUGAUUAUGAGAUUAAGUAGAUAUUGCAAAAGUCUCAUUGCUUUUGCUUUUAUUUAAAGAUUCUAACUAUUUUCUUAUAACUUUGUAUAUUAGUAUUGAUUAUUGUGGGGUAAACAAAAUACAAAAGUUCGAUUUAAGAAUAACCUUUAAUAAUUGGUUUGUCUUUGCAAUUUAUGAGCAUAGCUAGAAUCUUGGUUAUAUUCUUUGGAAUAAUAUUGGCCAUCGUUACAAUUAUUUCGAAAAGAUUAUACAAUCAGAUCUACAUGUAAAUAGCUAAUCUUCAAGAAUUAGAGUAUGAAUAAUUUUCACCAUUAAACAAAUAUGAAAUUUAAAUAGUAGAAGAGAUUGAACUUUCUCAACUAUCUUAAAUCUAAUGUAACAUUUGUCUUCACAAUUUCGAAAUCCAAGAGGAGUACUACAAGUUGAAAUGUCAUCAAUUGCAUAUGUUUCAUAAGCAGUGUUUAUUGGAGUGGGUAUUAGUAAAUUAAUCCUGUCCAACUUGUAGGUCUGCCAUUUGA